CCUGCAGGCAUCCAGCGUUCAGCAGCUUCACUGUGCCAGUUCCUGGAGUUGCUUCUGCUGGUGCCAGCCUAACGGACCUAGGAGAGGCUGGAGGAGUUGCUUGCAGCAACUUUAGGCAGCAGAUAUUUUGGCUCCAAUGGACAAAGGCCUUCAGCUUGUGCUUUGUGUGCUGACAGCCAUGCUGCUCCUGGGAGAGUCAAGCCAGACAGGAGCCACAAGGAAUGCUGAUGCUGUGAGGAAGGUUGCUGACUUAAGGGGAUCAGGAGAAGGUCUUCCAACCUUGACUGUCACAACAAUCCUGGAGGACCCCUACGUGAUGGUGAGAAGUGCAGAGCUGGAGGGGUACUGCAUGGACCUGCUGAAGGCUCUGGCUGCCAUGCUGCACUUCAGCUACAAGGUGAAGGUGGUGGGCGAUGGGCAGUACGGCGCCGUCUCUGCCAGUGGCAACUGGACUGGCAUGGUCGGGGAAAUCCUGAGACAGGAAGCAGACAUUGCAGUGGCUCCACUGACAGUGACUUCAGCAAGGGAGGAGGUGGUCUCCUUCACCACACCAUUCCUGCAGACUGGCAUUGGGAUCUUGCUUCGCAAGGACACUGUCUCCCAGGAGAUGUCUUUCUUCCACUUCCUGGCUCCUUUCAGCAAGGAGACCUGGACUGGCCUUUUGUUUGCUUACUUGCUGACCUGCUUCUGCCUCUUUCUUGUUGCCAGACUGAGCCCCUGUGAAUGGAACGAGCCAAAGAACGAGGAGAACCACUUCACCUUCCUGAACAGCCUCUGGUUUGGAGCAGGAGCCCUCGCCCUGCAAGGUGUCACUCCCCGGCCCAAGGCGCUGUCGGUGAGGGUGAUUGCUGCGGUCUGGUGGCUCUUCACCAUAGCCCUGCUGGCCGCCUACAUCGCCAACUUCACUGCUCUGCUGAGCUCCAGCAGCGAGCAGCUCCCAAUCCAGACCUUCGAAGACCUGGUGAAGCAAAGGAAGCUCGAGUUUGGGACCCUGGAAGGCUCCUCUACUUUCUACUUCUUCAAGAACUCCAAGAAUCCCAUCCACCAGAUGAUCUAUGAAUACAUGGACAAGAGAAGAGACCAUGUCCUGGUCAAAACCUACCAGGAAGCCGUGCAGCGCGUGAUGGACUCUGACUACGCCUUCAUCGGGGAGUCCAUCUCCCAAGACCUCGCAGCUGCCAGGCACUGCAACCUGAUCAGGGCCCCCGAAGUCAUUGGAGCCAGAGGAUUUGGCAUUGCCACCACCCAGGCAUCCCCCUGGACCAAGAAGCUCUCCAUUGCUGUCCUCAAGCUGCGGGAGUCAGGGGACCUGGACUACCUGCGCAACAAGUGGUGGGAGAGCAGCUGCCUGCACAGGAGCAGGGACAGUUGGAGCCCGCUGCAGCCCCAGGCUCUGGGGGGGCUCUUCCUCACCCUCGCCAUCGGCCUGGUGCUGGGCGUGAUUGCGGCGCUGGUGGAGCUCUCCAACAGAAGCAGGCAUGCUGCUGGGCACGUGAAGAAGUCCUGCUGCUCUGUUUUCACAGAAGAGAUAUGCACUCGUCUGCGCGUGAAGGAGAACGCAAGGCACAGCCCCGAGGCUGCAGGGAAGGCCAACGCUUGAGAGGCUUCUGCCUGAGCCAUGGUUCAGCUUCUGUACUGCCUAGGAACUAGAGCACUGUAGAGAUGUCCUCCUGUGAGCCUAGAGCGUUAGUUUUGUAGUGACAAACACAGAGCACUUCUGGACUGGUAGUGGAGCUGGAUACAGAAAGUGAAGUGGCAUUGAAAUGGAUGAGGCACAGAGUGGAACUGUUGACCACAAGGGAGGAUGACAACGUGGAGAAAUAAAGCUGAGCUGGCAAAGGUGGAGCCAUGUUUAGUUUAGAGGUUCACUAUAGGUGAGUGCCUGUAGGAGUAAGUGACCCAGGACAGGUUAAUAUGCAGCCCCUGCCCACCACUGACAGGAUGAGGUAAACCUUAACACUUCAAAGCUCUCCUGACUGCUCCUCGUGAACAACUGCUGCUCAAACAGGGCAGUUACCAACUCUAGCCUUGCCCUCCUUUAGGCAGCUGUGCACUGUGCAGGGCAUCUCUGAAUCAGGAACAGUGCUGUGGCAUAACCUCCAGAAUGCUGCAUGCUCUGCAGUGAGCUAAGACCUGAAUGAACGGGAGACCCUGAGCCUAAGGAAUUGAGGCAUGAGAAAGGUGAGACCUGGACUUGUCCUCUGUCAGUGUCCCAUCCUAGAAGUGUCACUGUUUUGCUGCUGAGGGUGCUUUGCCCUGGCUAACCUGGCUGAGAAGUAUUUAGGAAGAAGACACAGCUGAACUCCAGCAGUGCCAGAGCCUGAGCUCUGAUAACCAGGCCAUUUAUCCAAGCUCUCUGGGCAGGGAGAAGCGAUCUGCAUUUUGCUCUUGCUCUUAGAGCAGGAUCUUUGACACUCAUGGCCAAGUUAGCUGCUUAAUAAUAGUCUGCUCCUGGCCCUGCUUUUCCUCUCAAAGCUGGAGUAACUGCUGCAUGCAGCUACUGCUUUGCAAACCCAUGGCUAAGUUACUCCAUCCAUGUGCUCCACACUUGAUGAAGGGAGUGAAAAAAGGCAAAUCCAGUCACUUGGGAAAACUGCUCUGCAUGAGUCAAGAGACUAAUUCUUACCAGUCCCAGCACUCAUCAGCUGAAGGCAACAGAAACUAACAUGCCUGCUCCAGGGAAGUAGCUGAGUAGCUCCUGAAGAAAGCCUUACACAUCCAGCUUGAGGAUAACCACUUCCACCUACUGCUAAGUGAGUACAGCCAUGGGGGGUCCCCUUCUCACCCCUCUGUUAAUAACAGGAGUGAGGAAUCCUUCCAGCCUGUGUUUAAAAGGGAACCCUCCUGCUUCCCUUUUAAACACAGUUGCAGCAACCUGUGUUAGCUUAGUUGGGUUGAAGGGACUGAUCCAGCCUCUAAGUGCACAGAGCAUGAAGCAGCUGAAGUGGAAUUUGAAAGGUGAGAUGGAAAAUGCCAUGUUAGGGUCACUCAGCACUUGGAAAGCCAGUUGGUUGUGUGCCCUGGCACUGCUGGCACAGCAGGCAAAGAUGUACAUAUACAAGAAAAAACUAAAAUAAAAGGAGGUUUCCAUUGACAUUGAAAUUGACAUUUAAAUAUAUUUCUAUAUGAAUGUCUCACAGAACAAAAAAAUAAAGUCUUUUGAUCACAAAUACUGCAGCAUUAAAAUAAACACUUACCAAAAUAAACAA
This is a messenger RNA of Pogoniulus pusillus (Red-fronted tinkerbird), 3209 nucleotides long. Its product is annotated as probable glutamate receptor. The transcript is spliced from 11 exons. The record is from RefSeq and is a predicted model, not a curated record. The coding region runs from base 137 to 1600 and encodes 487 amino acids. Gene Ontology annotation, cellular component: presynaptic membrane; kainate selective glutamate receptor complex; plasma membrane. NCBI's taxonomy places the organism in Eukaryota, Metazoa, Chordata, Aves, Piciformes, Lybiidae. Gene Ontology annotation, biological process: modulation of chemical synaptic transmission; synaptic transmission, glutamatergic; monoatomic ion transport. Gene Ontology annotation, molecular function: transmitter-gated monoatomic ion channel activity involved in regulation of postsynaptic membrane potential; kainate selective glutamate receptor activity.